AUGACACCGCUGGCAGGAAUGCCAAUAUCAGGUCGAGCUCACAACACUUUUCCCAGCUGUUUUGUCGCCAAUAUUAUGAGGGCUUCUAGAUUACGCCUUCGUCUCAUGAUACUACUGUCCUCACUGCUCGCUCUGGCAAUAUUUAAAGAUACCUUCAUAUCUGCUCGGUUUCUUGCCAAGUACAUGGAAAAGCGCUAUCAGACCUGGUCUAGAAAUGAAUUCGAAAUUUCAAACCUAAAAAUGAAGUCAGUGACGACCUCUGAAGCAAGUACCAGACGUGUAGUCUCGUAUCUGGACGACUCCAGAUAUUCUCCAACCGCGCUUAGGAAGACGGCUCUGUCUUUCUCCAAUACCUCUAACCUAGUGACGUUUCUAGUGGAGCAGCGCCGCCGGAAGCACCAAGUUGCCACCGUAUGCCAAGAAAACAGAGAGCCGUCUAGCAAUGGUCACCCGCUGUAUCUUGUACAUGACAGUAAAAACUCCUUGACGUACUGCCCUAUCUACAAAGCCGCCAGCACCUCGUGGUCCGUCUUGCUUCUGCAGAUGGCUGGGGUUACGAAGAGUGAGGCAGAAAACUUGCAAGUUCUGCUUGAAAAAGUUUUCCCAAGGGAACCAAAGACAAUUGAGUACAAGCGAACCCGUAAUACAACGAAAUUCGUUGUAGUUCGCCACCCCCUCGAUCGCCUGGCGUCCACCUACCGAGACAAAUACCAGAACGCAAACAAGCCUUGGUAUUACAUCAGUUAUGGGCAGGAAAUGGUGAGGACGUUUAGAGCCUUUCCUAAGCAUCUGACUAAAGCUGAGGUCCUAGGGCUUCAGUACCAGGUCGCCGCGAAGAUCAAGGCGGGGCAGCCCGUGGCCCUCCCCGGCAACCCGUUCGCGGACCCGCUCGGACCCACCUUCAGGGAGUUCGCGCUCUUCGUCGUCGCCUCGAGGCACGCCGACCCGCACUGGAUGGCGUUCCACGACCAGUGCGCAGUCUGCAACUUUGACUAUGAUUUCAUUCUCAAGUUUGAGAACCUCCAUGGCGAGGCAGAGCAGUUCCUGGACUACCUGAACCGCGGCUCGGAGGUCACUCUGCAGAGGAGAAACUCGGGGCGGAGGGCCAGCGGCUCGUCCGCUGAAACUAGCUGUUCCAUCUUCGGACAGAUUUCGGUCAGACUCUUCGGGCAGCUUGUUGCGAAAUACGAAAAGGACUUUAAACUCUUUGAAUACAGUCCGGAUGAAUAUUAUAAAUGUGCUUCGGAUUAUACGAAGUUGUAAUGAG
Messenger RNA from Penaeus chinensis, 1267 nucleotides. Its product is annotated as carbohydrate sulfotransferase 13-like. The record is from RefSeq and is a predicted model, not a curated record. Gene Ontology annotation, cellular component: membrane. Gene Ontology annotation, molecular function: sulfotransferase activity. The transcript has 8 exons. Gene Ontology annotation, biological process: carbohydrate biosynthetic process. NCBI's taxonomy places the organism in Eukaryota, Metazoa, Arthropoda, Malacostraca, Decapoda, Penaeidae. The coding region runs from base 1 to 1263 and encodes 420 amino acids.